Molecule: messenger RNA, 4453 nt
Organism: Selaginella moellendorffii
Lineage: Eukaryota; Viridiplantae; Streptophyta; Lycopodiopsida; Selaginellales; Selaginellaceae
Product: ABC transporter G family member 39
Exons: 23
Coding region: 191-4453 (1420 amino acids)
Cellular component (GO): membrane
Molecular function (GO): ATP binding; ATP hydrolysis activity; ABC-type transporter activity
Source: RefSeq, a predicted model, not a curated record
UCUCCUCAUUUCUUCCGGCUCGAUCGAUCCAGGGAUGUAGCGCCAGGAUCUAGGAUCUGGAUCUCGAUCGAAUCGACUUCUAGUGGUAGCUCGUCGAAUCGGGGGUGGAAUUUUGUAGGUCGCCUCGCCCCCAGAUAUUGCCGAAAAUAUUGCAUUGGAUCGUCGCGAAAGAGGGGACAAGGGGGGAGCGAUGGCGCUUCCGACCGACGUGGAGCUGAUGAGAGCGGCGAGCUCGCGAUCGUGGACGGAAAAUGUCUUCUCGCGCAGCUCGGUCAGGGAGGUGGACGAUGAGGAGGCCCUGAAAUGGGCCGCGCUGGAGAAGCUUCCCACAUACGAUCGCCUCCGGACGGCCAUAAUCAAGAACGUGGGCGAGCAUGGGAGCACUCGCCACGAGCACAUUGAUGUCAAGUCCUUGGGCCUCGUGGAGAGGAGGAAUCUUGUGGAGAAGCUCUUGGCAACAACGGACACGGAGAACGAGAUGUUCAUCCGCAAGCUCCGGGAAAGGAUCGACAGAGUCGGGAUAGACCUUCCCAAAAUCGAGGUGAGGUACGAAGGACUUCAAAUCGAAGCUGAUGUACAUGUCGGCAAGCGAGCUCUACCGACGCUGUUUAACUUUGUCAUCAACAUGUCCCAGCAAAUCUUGGGAAAGUUACACUUGCUCCCUUCUAAGAAACACGUCCUCACGAUUUUGCGCAACGUUAGUGGUAUCGUGAAGCCUUCCAGGAUGACACUUCUGCUGGGCCCUCCUAACGCAGGGAAAACUACGCUGCUUCUGGCGCUUUCUGGAAAGUUGGACCAAAGCCUUAAGGUUUCUGGGAGAGUCACCUACAAUGGCCACACAUUGACUGAAUUUGUGCCUCAAAGGACUUCUGCUUACAUAAGCCAACACGACUUGCAUAGCGGGGAGUUGACAGUGAGGGAGACGUUUGAUUUUGCUUCUAGGUGUCAAGGCGUGGGAAGCAGAUAUGAGAUGAUAACGGAGCUUUCAAGACGGGAGAAAAACGCCAAGAUCAAACCGGAUCCCGAUGUUGAUGCGUUCAUGAAGGCGUCGGCUAUAGAGGGUCAGGAGACCUCCAUUGUAACGGACUAUGUGCUGAAGAUUUUGGGUUUGGACGUUUGUUCUGAUAUACUUGUCGGAGACGCCAUGCGCAGGGGUAUUUCUGGAGGACAAAAGAAGCGUGUCACUACAGGAGAGAUGCUCGUUGGGCCUGCAAAGUCUCUUUUCAUGGACGAGAUUUCAACCGGUCUUGACAGCUCGACCACAUUUCAGAUAGUGAAGAGCUUAAGGCAGUUUGUCCAUGUGCUCGAUGCUACCAUGGUCAUCUCCUUGCUCCAGCCUGCUCCCGAGACGUUUGAGCUUUUCGACGACUUGAUUCUUCUAUCGGAGGGGCAGAUUGUAUAUCAGGGCCCCCGGGAACUCGUGUUGGAUUUCUUCGAGACGCAGGGAUUUAAAUGUCCUCCGAGGAAAGGUGUCGCAGACUUUUUGCAAGAAGUUACGUCAAGGAAAGACCAGGAACAGUAUUGGGCUGACAAGAGGAUGCCAUACAGAUUUAUACCUGUCCAGGAGUUCGCGGAUGCCUUUCAAAAGUUCCAUGUCGGUCAGAACAUUGCUGAAGAAUUGGCGCGGCCUUUUGACAAGAGUAAAAGCCAUCCGGCAGCUCUUGUCACUCAGAAGUACGCUCUUAGUAACUGGGAGCUUUUCAAGGCUCUCUUGGCGCGGGAGAUACUUUUGAUGAAGAGGAACUCAUUCGUCUACGUGUUCAAAAGUUGUCAGCUGAUUGUUAUAGCCGUAAUCACGAUGACUGUGUUUCUCCGGACCGAAAUGCAUCACAGAACUGUUGGCGAUGGCAGUCUCUACAUGGGAGCCUUGUUCUUCGGCCUGAUGAUCGUCAUGUUUAAUGGAUUUGCGGAGUUGUCGAUGACCAUUGCGCGCCUUCCAGUAUUUUACAAGCAGCGGGACCAGAUGCUAUUUCCUGCGUGGGCAUUUUCUCUUCCUAACGUGAUCACUCGAAUUCCAGUGUCCCUGCUCGAAUCAGCACUUUGGGUGUGCAUGACGUACUACGUGGUUGGAUUUGCUCCUAGUGCCGCCAGGUUCUUCCAGCAGUUCCUUCUCAUGUUCCUAAUUCAUCAAAUGUCGGGAGGUCUUUUCCGAUUCAUUGCUUCACUUUCUCGGACUAUGGUUGUAGCAAACACCUUCGGCUCUUUCACGCUGCUGAUAAUUCUUGCCCUCGGUGGUUUUCUUCUUUCUAGAGAGGACGUUGAACCUUGGUGGAUUUGGGGAUAUUGGUCGUCGCCCAUGAUGUACGCACAGAAUGCGCUUGCCGUGAACGAGUUCAGUGCAUCAAGAUGGCAGAUUCUCGAAAAUGCCAAUCAGACCACCACCAUUGGCAACCAAGUUCUAGAGUCUCGAGGCCUGUUCCCCAAUAAAAACUGGUAUUGGCUUGGAACUGGUGCUCAGUUGGCUUAUGCCAUUCUCUUCAACGUUGUUUUCACUUUGGCACUCGCUUACUUCAGUGCUCCUGGGAAACCGCAGGCCGUAGUGUCUGAGGAAAUACUAGAAGAGCAGAACAUGAAUCGUACCGGCGAAGUCUCAGAAAGAUCAGUGCAUGCAAAAUCAAAGCGAUCGGGCAGAUCUUCUAAUGCAGGAGAUUUGGAGCUUACGUCUGGUCGAAUGGGUGCCGAUUCUAAAAGGGGAAUGAUACUCCCGUUUCAACCUUUAGCAAUGUCAUUCAAUCAUGUUAACUACUACGUUGACAUGCCCGCGGAAAUGAAGCAACAAGGCGUGACAGAAAAUAGAUUACAGUUGCUGCACGACGUAAGCAGUAGCUUCAGGCCUGGAGUUCUCACGGCUCUUGUCGGUGUAAGCGGUGCUGGAAAGACAACUCUCAUGGAUGUUUUAGCCGGGCGUAAAACUGGUGGCUACAUUGAAGGCGACAUUCGCAUCUCCGGCUAUCCCAAAAACCAGGCUACUUUUGCUAGGAUUUCGGGUUAUUGCGAACAGACUGACAUUCAUUCACCCAACGUUACAGUGUACGAGUCACUUGUUUAUUCUGCUUGGCUCCGACUAUCGGAUGACAUUGAUAAGGGGACGAAAAAGAUGUUUGUGGAAGAAGUUAUGGAGCUUGUAGAGCUUAACCCUCUCCGGGAUGCGUUGGUUGGUCUCCCUGGAGUUGAUGGACUUUCGACCGAGCAGCGGAAACGACUGACAAUUGCCGUGGAGCUCGUUGCAAAUCCUUCAAUUAUUUUCAUGGACGAGCCAACUUCCGGACUGGAUGCACGAGCGGCAGCAAUUGUCAUGAGAACGGUCCGCAACACUGUCGACACCGGUCGCACUGUCGUCUGCACCAUUCAUCAGCCUAGCAUUGACAUUUUUGAGGCCUUCGAUGAGCUUCUGUUGAUGAAACGCGGAGGGCGCGUUGUCUACGCAGGUUCCUUGGGAAAGAACUCGCACAAACUUGUUGAAUACUUUCAGGGUAUUAGCGGUGUUCCUAACAUAAGAGAAGGAUACAAUCCAGCUACAUGGAUGUUAGAGGUUACCGCUGCAGACGUGGAGAAUCGUCUGGGAGUAGAUUUUGCGGACAUCUAUAAAACUUCUUCAGUCUACCAGCACAAUGAAGCUAUUAUUACUCAGCUGAGCACUCCGGUUCCCGGCACGGAGGACAUAUGGUUUCCAACGCAAUACCCUCUGUCGUUCCUCGGACAGGUCAUGGGAUGCUUGUGGAAACAACAUCAGUCAUACUGGAAAAAUCCAUACUACGUUCUGGUUCGCAUGUUCUUCACCUUGGUUGUCGCGAUAAUAUUUGGCACAAUGUUUUGGGACAUCGGCUCCAAAAGAUCACGAGAACAAGACCUCUUUAAUCUGAUGGGAUCUAUAUACGCUGCUGUGCUCUUCAUUGGGUUCAGCAAUUCGUCAGGAGUGCAGCCAGUCGUUGCUAUCGAGCGAACGGUCUACUAUCGAGAAAGAGCCGCUGGAAUGUACUCUCCCCUUCCAUAUGCUUUUGCUCAGGUCCUGAUCGAGAUUCCCUACGUGUUCGUGCAAGCCUUCGCGUAUGGACUCAUUGUGUACGCGACGAUGCAGCUGGAAUGGACAGCAGCCAAGUUCUUGUGGUUCCUCUUCUUCUUGUACAUGACGUUCCUCUACUUCACGCUCUACGGCAUGGUGACGGUGGCGCUGUCACCCAACGACCAGAUUGCAACCAUCGUAUCCUCGGCAUUCUACGGAAUCUGGAACCUGUUCUCUGGCUUCAUCAUCCCUCGACCGGCGAUUCCAGUGUGGUGGAGGUGGUACUACUGGGCCUCGCCACCGGCGUGGUCUCUCUACGGCCUCCUCACGUCUCAGCUGGAGAAAUCUUCCGUCUCACGCGGGAGAAUAUGCCACGAAAUUAAGGGGGAAUUGAAACGCGGGAUAGUUUGGGGACUUCUGGGGGAGGCGGUGGCUGCCAGGGCGUCCUAG